ACUCUGAGAUGAUAGCCCCUGCUGCUGAGACCGUCGCCGCGGCCUCAGCGCAGCCACGUCAGGGUAAGGGCCGCCGGCCCAAGGGGGGGCGUGGCGGAGGGAAGGGUGGCGGGGGUGGUGGGGGUGGCGGAGGUGGCGGAGGUGGCGGAGGUGGUGAUGGGGACGGUGGGGCAGACGAGGGGACCAGGGCUGAUGCCCCGGGGCAGCAGCACGAGCAGCAGUAGCAGCCGUGGGGACCCCCGCCGC
Closterium sp. NIES-67 is the source of this 246-nucleotide messenger RNA. Lineage: Eukaryota; Viridiplantae; Streptophyta; Zygnematophyceae; Desmidiales; Closteriaceae. The record is from the annotation of a GenBank genome assembly.